AUGAGGGCUUGCGACUGUAUCACAGAACCUCCCCUAUUUGAUCUACCUCCACCGCCGGAUCCUUCACUGAUUUGGCAUCUGAUAUCAGAUGAGAAGUUCGAGCCGGCGGAACAAUGCUCCUCAAAUCAAUUCGUCAGCAUUUCGGAUAUCGGGACCAUUUAUGAUUCAGAAGACACUCAUCAGCUUGCCGCCAAUGUUUUGAUUUCAAUUGCUGCUCUUUCAGUUCUUCUAUUAUUUGUCGUUUGCAUUGCAGUAAUUGGUCGCAUCCGGAGAAGGCGUCGACAGAAUUCAGAUGCAUCAAAGAAGAUGUCAAGUGAUUCGAUUCUGGCGGCUGGGGAACAUUUGUGGACCUACAACUCCAUGAAGCAACCUGUCAGCGGGGGACCACCAGCUGUUUUGAUGUAUUCGAAUCAAUCGAAUGCUGGAAGUCGACUAUUCCAUCACACACCGACUACAAUGAGAUCAUAUGUUGUUGGAAGUGGAACUCCGAUUAUGGGAUCACAACAUAUUCCAAUUCGACAUUCGGAGUCAACGACGUUGCGAUUGAAUCCAGGAGAUGGAUGUUCUGCAUAUCAUACCGUCUCUGUUAGCAGGCAGAAUGGAUGCCCACCGUCAGAAGUCUACGAGGAGAUUGCUCCCAUUGGCACGUUGGGACACGUUGGAUACAUGACAACUCGACCAAAUAUGGGCAAUAUGACUCCAAUGAACAACAUGAAUAAUCGGAUGUCACUUCGGAAACCGCCACCGACAUGCCGUCCACCUCAACCACCUCAAAGUCCAGUUCCAAGUGAUGGAAGCUAUGAAAUCACUCGAAUAACUGGAACGUCUUCUGAUUCUCCACGAGAACGUCAAUGGACUGAAGAUGGAAGGGAGAGCGGAUACGGUACUGCUCCAAGCUUACAAUGGAAAAGUCCUUCUGGAAGUGGUCGACUGGAAGCGGAAGCUGCCGCUCGGGCAAUGACUUAUGUGUAG
This is a messenger RNA of Caenorhabditis remanei, 972 nucleotides long. RefSeq lists its product as uncharacterized. The coding region runs from base 1 to 972 and encodes 323 amino acids. Lineage: Eukaryota; Metazoa; Nematoda; Chromadorea; Rhabditida; Rhabditidae. The record is from RefSeq and is a predicted model, not a curated record. The transcript has 4 exons.